UCCUCUGACAAGCCUCUGACUGCUUUUCAUCCCUCAUCCGACACUUCCAUUCUCAUCCAGAACCAGGUCUUCGAGCUGGUUGGAUGCGAUGCAAUGCACUGACGGAAGGCUCUCCCCGCAUCGACAGUAACUAUCCAACAACUGUUUCAUAUCUCGUCUAGGAGUAGUAGUAGAAGCAGCUGUUCAUCGUCGGGAGCUAUCCUCACCCGGUGGAUUGAAGCUCUAGAUCAGCACCGUACCAGUCCACAUCCCGUCGCCAUCCUUCGCCGUCUUUCACCAUCCGACACAAGGAAGAUGGUAAUUAUCCCUCACCUACUAUGACUCGCCCGAAAGUGGAUCCCGACAAACGGCAGCGCAUUGCUCAGGCCUGCGAUUCAUGUAAGCGGAGGAAGCAGAAAUGUAAUGGUCUGAAGCCCUGUGAGAAAUGUUCGAAGCGCACUCUGGAAUGCACCUAUGGUGCUGCUGAGACUGGCCCAGCAGAAGACGGACCCUCACCCAAACGUCGGAUGCUAGAACCGGUCCCAGAUGGUCUUUCCAUGGGAACCAACAAUAUACAUGUUCACUCUCCGGCUAUUACUCAGGCUCAUUGGUCACCGGGUAUUAUGAAGCAUGACUUAAACGGUGUGCAGUACAGCGGACAGACACCAAAUGCCGUUGGUGACACUCCGGGUGCGGGACCCUUUCCGGACAAGGAUGAUAAGCAGAAGAAAAGUCCGAACGAUGCGGAUGGUAUCCCUGGUAUAGGAUCUGGCGCAUCUACAUCCGAUGGCCACGAAGAAGAGGCCGAAAGAUUCAGUCACACUAGAAUGCUACUAGAUCCGAAAGGCAGGUUGUUGUAUAUUGGUGAUUCGGCUUCACUAUCAUUUCUACAGCUCAUACGCCUGGUAGUUGAUAGCGUCGUUGGCUCAUCACCGUUUACAAAUGAUCCAAGAAGAUACAAAAUUGUUGAAAACCCACUAACUUUACCCGAGAAUCUACGAAGAACUCAUCUCCUCCCAGACAGGCAAACCGCUAACAUCCUUGUGGCUUCAUACUUCACAAAUGUAAAUGGACUUAUUGAGGUUUUCCAACGCAGAAGCUUUUUGAUGACUCUAGAAGCAUGCUAUACUGAUCCUCUAAAUGCGGACGCAUCAUGGCUUUGCAUGCUCUACCUCGUCUUUGCUAUUGGUCUCGUCAUGGCUACUCCAAUACCAGGAACUCCAGAAGAUGCUAUCAUACAGAAGUUGAGAAACGAGAGGUUUGAUCGGGCUGAAAUAUUCUAUUCGGAUGCCAAACAGCUCGCCGAUCCUUCUUCAGGGUUCGAAGACGCCGGGUUCUGGAGCAUUCAAGCAUUGACGCUGAUGUCUGUGUAUACACUGGCCAUCUCGAAAAGGAAUGCAGCAUAUGCUUACUAUGGUAUGGCGGUGCGGUCUGCCUUCGCUCUUGGACUCCAUCGCGAAGAGUCGAUGUCGCUCUUCAGCACUAGCGAACAAUCGACAAGACGCAAUCUGUGGCGUUCUCUAUUCGUUCUUGACAGAUUCCUAGCAGCAUCUCUUGGUCGACCGACUGCCAUUAGAGAGAGCGACUGCUCUGAUGAUAUACUUCAAUUGGGUGAAAAAGCGCCAUUUCCUCAGGCUCCGUUUCCCACCGAAGCCAAUGCCAGCUUUUCAAGUUCAGGUGCGCUUGGCCUGAAGGCAUCCGUAAGCAGCUGUCAAAUGAUUGGUAUGAUACUGGAAAAGGUCUAUUCGAAGCGCAAGAUUUCGACCAAAUUGGCCCAAGAAAUUGCGACGCUUUGCAAAGGAUGGCCCAAAUCUCUGGAUCCUUCUUUACAACACCGUCAAGCAAGCCCUGUGGACCCUGCUCAAGGGAUUGCAAUUCUACACGUCAAUCUGCUGAAUUGCCAUUCCGUCAUCUUACUUACGAGGCCAUUUUUCCUCUUCUUAAUGAACAAGUUUCAUAAUGAGCAGAAUGAUCCUAUGCGGAAGACUGACAGAAACACUUCAAGAAUGGAGAGGUUUGCCGAGGCUUGUGUCACUGCAAGUACUCACAGCAUUUCUCUCGUCCAGACUGCUCUGGAAGGGCGAUACUUGCCCCAUCGAAACCCUUUUGUCUUAUAUUUUCUUUUCGCUGCAGCCCUUGUCGUCUUGGCGAACGACUUUUCUGCAUUGGUCAAUAAUCCAAAGGCUAACUCUUCAAUCAUGUCUGCUAUUAAUAUCAUGAACUACCUUGCUCAACAAGAUCCCCAAGGAAGCCGCCUCCACUUCAUCCUUACAGCAUUUCGAGAUGUUGUCAUCCGUCAACAAGUUGCUCGUUCUCAGCAUAUGAGUGCCAACCAAACACCUCAGAGCUUCAUGAACGCUGCUGUACCUGUCACCGAUGACAACGAUCCAAUGGGAAGUUUGUUCAGCAACAACGGCCCCUUUUCUCCGACGGCAACAGCAGGUCUCCCCAAAGUUGAGUCUGGCAUUAGUCGACCCAGCUCAGACCCCAAGAUUACAAGCCCAUUGGCACCUCACGCAUCGCUCAGACGCACAUCGUCGCAUCCCAAUGCUGGGUUGUCAGGCACAAAUGGAGAUUACCUUGGAUCACGGAACAAUUCCAUUGAUCACCAUCUCGACCUCUCUCGUGUGAACAGCUAUCCGAAUAGCGUCGAGGGUAACGAUUCUCUUGGCGACGCAGAAAUUGACUUCGAAGCAUUAUGGUCAGGAUGGAACAGCACGGGCUUCACGCCCAGCGGAAUGCCAUCUGCAUCCAUGCUUGGGGGCCAAUCUGGACUGUCGGGGAUAAUCGAUGUGCCAGGACUUAAUGAUAGCAAUGUUCCCUUGUUCGGAAUGAAUACUUCCGAGUUUGGCGGGAAUUGAAUGGGAGGCGCAUGGUAUGUCAUAAAAGUCAUUUGCGGGGUAUUGACACUGGAGGCUGGUAUUCUCACGACUGGAACGAAUGGUGUACAAAUAGCUUGGGUAUUGGCACCUACGAAUUGAAGAACUAUUUAUCUGAUC
Messenger RNA from Mollisia scopiformis, 2978 nucleotides. RefSeq lists its product as uncharacterized. The transcript is spliced from 6 exons. Gene Ontology annotation, cellular component: nucleus. Lineage: Eukaryota; Fungi; Ascomycota; Leotiomycetes; Helotiales; Mollisiaceae. Gene Ontology annotation, molecular function: DNA-binding transcription factor activity, RNA polymerase II-specific; zinc ion binding; RNA polymerase II cis-regulatory region sequence-specific DNA binding. Gene Ontology annotation, biological process: positive regulation of transcription from RNA polymerase II promoter by galactose; DNA-templated transcription. The record is from RefSeq and is a predicted model, not a curated record. The coding region runs from base 318 to 2840 and encodes 840 amino acids.